Heterocephalus glaber (naked mole-rat) is the source of this 4602-nucleotide messenger RNA. The record is from RefSeq and is a predicted model, not a curated record. Lineage: Eukaryota; Metazoa; Chordata; Mammalia; Rodentia; Bathyergidae.
CUAACCCGGCCGCACCCCGACCUGGGUCCUGGGCCCCGCCCCGCGCCUCCUCGCCCCGCCCCACCCCUGGAAGACUGACUGGGACUACUUCGGCGGUGCGGUAGGCGGGAGAAACGUGCCUCGGUGCCAGACACAAAGAGCGCCGGCGGGCUCCUACCAGGCCACCCUGCUAUGGGAUGGAUGAAGAAGAUAAUCACUAUAUCUCACAGCUCAAGGAUGUCUACAACAGUUGUGACAGCACAGGCACAGGCUUUCUGGAUCAGGAGGAGCUGACUGAACUCUGCCGGAAGCUCCACCUGGAGAAGCAACUGCCUGCCCUCCUGCAGACUCUGCUUGGAGAUGACCACAUUGCCAGGGUCAACUUUGAGGAGUUUAAGGAAGGGCUUGUGACAGUGCUGUCCUCCAAGGCUGGUGGCAACCCCAUCAGUGAAGAAGCUGGUUCUUUGCAGUCAGCUGCCUCCUAUACUGUCCCACCAAAAUAUGUGAGUGGCUCCAAGUGGUACGGCCGUUGGAGCCAGCCAGAGCAGAGGGCCUCUGCCACCAAAGCCAGAUGUGGACCAGAGCAGCAGGCAAGGGCUGGCCUGAAGAGCCAGCUCCACCACUCCAUGUCCCUGGAGAGUGUGGAGAGUCUCAAGUCCAAUGAGGAAGCUGAGAGUCCUAGAGAACCUCAGGAUGAGCUGUUCGAAGCCCAAGGGCAGCUGCAAACCUGGGGCUCUGAGGUCUUUGGGAGCCCCCAGAAGUCUUGUAGCCCUUUGUAUGCCUCAUCUGAGAGCCAGGUUCAGGACAUCUGGGAGCAGCUGGGCGUUGGCAGUCGUGGCCACCUGGAUGAGCAGGAGCUGGCUGUGGUCUGCCAGAGCAUCGGGCUCCACGGACUCGAGAAGGAGGAGCUCAAAGACCUGUUCCACAAACUGGACCAAGAUGGUGAUGGCAGAGUGAGUCUCGAAGAGUUCCAGCUUGGCCUGUGCAGCCACAAACCCUCGCAGAUUCCAGAAUCUUCUACCCUAGUCAAACCAAGCAGGCCCUGGUCCCAUUGCCAGGGGCAGGUCCCAGAGGAGAGCGGGUGUCACACGGCCACCACCACCUCCUCCCUCGUGUCCAUGAGCUGUGGCCUGCGCCUCUUCUCCAGCAUCGACGAUGGCAGCGGAUUCUCCCUUCCAGAGCAGGUCAUCGCCACCUGGGCCCAGGAGGGCAUCCACAGUGGCCGGGAGAUCCUGCAGAGCCUGGACUUCAGCCUGGAUGAGAAGGUCGACCUCCUGGAGCUAACCUGGGCCUUAGACAACGAGCUCCUGACAGUCGACAGUGUCAUCCAGCAGGCAGCCCUGGCCUGCUACCGCCAGGAGCUCAGCUACCACCAAGAGCAGGUGGAACAGCUGGUGCAGGAACGAGACAAGGCCAGACAGGAUCUGGAGCGGGCUGAGAGGAGGAGCCUGGAGCUCGUGAGGGAGAUGGAUGACAGCCACACCACCCUGGAGCAGCUCACGGAGCAGAAGAUAGUGUGCCUGGAGCAGGACUACCGAGGAAGGCUGAACCUCCUGAGGGCAGAGGUGGAGGCGGAGCGGGAGCUGAUCUGGGAGCAGGCUUGUAGGCAGAGUGCCAUGCUGGAGCAGGACCUGGGCCACCUGCGGGCCGAGGAGGCCAGCCUGCGCCACAGAUUGGGGCUGGCUUCGAAGGAAAAUAGCCGGUUACAGCAGGAGAUCCUGGAAGUGGUGGGAAAGCUUUCGGAUUCAGAGAAGUUGGUCCUGAAACUGCAGGGCGACCUGGAGUUCAUGCUGAGGGAAAAGCUGGAGACACAGGGCAUGGAGCUCCAGGCCCAGGAGGAACAGUCUGCAGCUGUCUUGAAGGAAUACGAGCUCAAGUGCCGGGACCUGCAGGACCAGAACGAUGAGCUGCAGGCUGAGUUGGAGAGCCUGCAGGCGCGACUACCCCAGAGUCAGAGUUGGCAAUGCCCUGCUGGGGACGCUGGACACCACCCAGCAGGUGUAUACGUGGACGACUCCAGUCCAGUGAGUCUAGAAACGGAGAUCUUGGUGGAGCAGAUGCGGGAGCACUGCCAGGAGCUCAGGACCCAGCUGGAGGCCAAGGUAAAUUCCUAUGAGCGGGAAAUCGAGGCCAUGAAGAACAACUUUGAGAAGGAGAGGAUGGAGCUAGAGCAGGCGCGGCAGCAGGAGGUCACAGUGCUGGAAGCCCGGAGAGCGGACCUGGAGGUGCUGUGCGCUACGUCGCAGGAGGUCAUCCUGGGCCUGCGGGAGCAGCUGCGAGCCGCUGCAGGUGGCCCUGAGGCCUCAUGGGCCGCAAUGACUUCCUGCUGCGCACCGGUGCUCUGUGACCUGGCCCAGCAGCUGGACAAACACAUGUGGCAGCAGCACCAGGGCGAGCUGCGGCAGAUCAGGCAGGAGGCAGCAGAGGAGCUGAGCCGGAUGCUGUCUCAGCAUGACAUACACUGCAAGAGCCUGGUGCUGCGGCACCAGCUCGAGAAGGACCGGCUACAGCAGGUCCACCUGCGGCGGGAGGAGGAGGUACUCGUGCGCUGCCAGGAGCAGCAGCAGAGGCUGCAGGUGGCCCUGGGUGAGGAGCAGGCACAAAUGUGCAGGUCCUUCGCCCUGGAGAGGAAGAGGCUGGAGCGUGCCCACCGCGAGCAGGUGGGGAGCCUGGUCCAGGAGGCAGAGGCACUGCGGGUCCUGCUGCAAGGCGGAGCUGCAGCAACCACGGACAAGGAGCAGCAGGGGGCACCCAUACCCAUGUCCCCAUGCCUAGACAUCCAUGGAGGAACGUGGGAGCCAGUGGGAGAUGGGCCUGGCCAGCCCUGCUGUACAGAUGCUGUGUCCAGAGGGCUGCCAGAGAGCCUUGACCAUGAACAGAGCUGCUGGGGUCUGAUGGAUGCAGAGGAGACAGCUUCUGUCCCCUUUGAGAAGGGGCCACCCAUACAGGCACCUGGGCAGAACAAGGGGGCUGAUCCUGAGGAGCCAGCACCUUCUGCAAGGGCCACAGUGAGCCCAAGCUGGCCUGAUGUCCAGGAGCUGCCCUCGCGGGGUACAGGAGAAGAUGGUGCCCUGCAGACCUGGCUCCAGCACCACUCAGGUCCUGGGACCACACCUGAGUUCCCAAACCCAGCAGGGGAAACUGAAGCAGAUAUGGUGGAGAGAGAGAAGAAUGACAUGAAAACCAAACUUCUGCAGCUGGAAGAUGUUGUCCGGGCUCUCAAGAGAGAAGCAGAUUCUAGAGAGAAUGACAGGGAGGAGCUUCAGAGGCUUUCUGAAGAAAACGGUUUGUUGAAAAAUGAUCUGGAGAGGAUUCAGCAGAAACUUGGAGCUGCAGAGCACAUGAGUGACAUGCAGAGGCAGGAGAUUGAGGCUCUGAAGAGAGACAAGGAGAAGGUCUGCUUUGAAAUGGACGAGCAGCUCAGCAUCCAGAAUCUGAAAUACAAGAAUGAAGUAUCACAGCUCAACUGCAGGGUCCUUCAGCUGGAAGGGGUCACUUCCACCCAUCAGGCCCAAAAUGAGGAGAACCUGGCAGCUGCUCAACUAUUAACACAGAGGCUGGAGGAAGUGGGGCGCCGAGAGGAGCAGCAGUGUGCCCAGAUCCAGAAGCUUGAAACUGAACUUGAGCACAUGAGUCAGCAAUGUCAGCGCCUGAAACUGGUACGGUCAGAGCUGACAGAGAGCCGUGAGGAAGGCCAGGACCAGGAGGAGCAGGAGCAGCUGGAUACCAGGGCAGGGCCAGCAGUAGAGGUGGAGCUGCUCCUUCGGGAGAAGCUGGACCAGUUGGAAAAGACCACUAGAUCCGGCCUGCUGCUCAAGGAGCUCUAUGUGGAAAAUGCUCACCUCACAAAGGCUCUUCAAGUUGCUGAGCAGAAGCAGUGGGGUGCUGAGAAGCAAAAGCGCAUCUUGGAGGAGAAAGUUCGAGCUCUCAACACACUGAUCAGCAAGCUUGCACCUGCGGCUCUCUCUGUGUAGGCUGCUUGCCUUCCUAGAAUUCACCCUAGGGAACAUCUUUUGACAUUAUACAGGAGUGCAGUGAAUGUCUGCUCUGUGCCAGAUGCCAGGAAAUGUGCACAGGGCAGCAGGCCACGCUCUUAUCAGUGGUCCUGGAUAAGACCCCACUAUCUGCUCCCAGUUUUCCCACUCACUGAAGAGGCAGCUCUGGGGCUCAGCAAAAAGCAACUAAGAAAAAGGGUGAAACGCUUAGAGCUGUGCUUUUAUCUGGAAAAAUAGAGUGCAGAGUCAGGACUCUGUGCGCUCUUCCCAUUUCAUCACCCCUCGGAGCUCAGAUCACAAGAGCUCUGGACCAUGAGUCCACAUGCUCCAGUGACUCCCUGUGUUGUGCAGUCAUCCUGGACUCAGGAGGGACAAAUACCCCUUCAGGGCCUGCUGGGGGUGUCUGGGCGGGGCUGGUCUAACUAAGAUCUGCAGACUCAGGGACAAUGGUGUCUUGCAAAUACAGUCAUUUCCUUAUUAAAAUGUCAUCACACUGGAGAUUGCACAUGUUAAAAAAAGUAUAGUUUUAUAUCUGAAACAUACAUUAUGGCCAUUUUAUUUAGCAGAAUGUACUACUAUAAUGUGAAAUCACUGUAUUUUGCCAUAAAUUCUUUUCUAUUAAAACUGA